Messenger RNA from Rhodotorula graminis WP1, 937 nucleotides. RefSeq lists its product as uncharacterized. The transcript has 6 exons. The coding region runs from base 1 to 864 and encodes 287 amino acids. Lineage: Eukaryota; Fungi; Basidiomycota; Microbotryomycetes; Sporidiobolales; Sporidiobolaceae. The record is from RefSeq and is a predicted model, not a curated record.
AUGCUUCACGAGCCGACCGGCUUCUCGGCCUCGCUCGUCGCCCUCCCCGCGACGAGCACGCCCGCCUCGCGCCACCUCGAGCCCGAGCACUGCACCUCGGCCCCGACCGACCUCGAGCGCGUCGCCUGGGUCGAGCACAGCCCCGAGACGCCCAUUCGCGUCUUCUUUGCGCGCGAGGAGACGCUGCGCCCCGUCGGCGAGCUCGAGGCGUACGCGAGCUACCUGUUCUGCCCGGGAGGGACGCCCUGGGUCAAGAUCUACGCCAUCGGCGACGGCGUCGCGAGGUGCGCAAGCCACUGGUGCAUGGACGGGCGCUUUGGCCCCGAGGUCGAGGACCUCGCUCAAGUCGGCGAGGCCAGCGUGUCGCUCAAGAUCUACGCCUGCAAGCUCCUUCCGGGCACCGAGUUGGGACAGGGCCUCCUCUACACCAAGGACGUCGCCUUCAUGGAUCGUGACCACCCCGUCGUCGUCUUUACGUGGCAGUACGCCUCGCGCAAGCACCUCCUGCAGCUCGGCGUGCUUCCUGACGCAGGACCCUCGCUGCACGACGCCCACGCCCUCUACUCGCCGCUGUCGGCCCCUCUCGACUUGCUGCGCGCCUCGCUCCAGCUCGCGACCGACAUCAUGACGCCCGAGCAGCGCGCCCAGCUCGGCGACGCCCUGUCGCGCUCCAAGGACGUCCUCGCGCUCCUGCCGCCGGCGGCCCAAGUCGAGCUCGAGCGGUACCGCGACCAGGCCUCGAUGACGCCGAGGGUGACGCCGUACAACGACGAGGUGCCGCUCGUCGUCGAAGGACCAAAGACGAGGAGCAGGAGCGCGCCCGAAAGGAGGAAGUCGUACGCCGACCCGAGCGACAGCGAGUGAGCGGGGGUCAGGUCCGAGGACGCUUGUUGUUGUGUAGCAGUCGUCGUUAUCUGGCGUACAAGCUUGAGCUGCG